Molecule: messenger RNA, 775 nt
Organism: Cucurbita pepo subsp. pepo (vegetable marrow)
Lineage: Eukaryota; Viridiplantae; Streptophyta; Magnoliopsida; Cucurbitales; Cucurbitaceae
Source: RefSeq, a predicted model, not a curated record
UUAUUCCCUUUGGACCUCUCAACCUCUCUCCUUUUCCCAACAAUGGCGUUUCUCUCUCAGAAGAAAAAAAAUGUUACAAGGGUUUGUUUUCGGCAUCAAUGACGUGUACGGUCAUGAAUUCACCGCCGUGGCGCUACCGGAAUUCGCUUACAGGAACACUCGCUUAACGCCACAAACCGAUGACACGGCGCUGUUCAACUCCGACGAGUUUCGGAUGUACGCUUUCAAGAUCCAACGGUGUCCAAAAUCCCGCAGCCAUGAUUGGACGGAAUGUCCUUAUGCCCACCGUGGCGAGAAGGCGCAACGCCGUGACCCACGGCGGUUUAACUACUCUGCUGUGGCUUGCCCUGCCUUUCGGACGGGCAGCUGCCCAAAGGGGGAUUUUUGUGAAUUUGCUCAUGGGGUUUUCGAGUUCUGGCUCCACCCGACCCGGUACCGAACCCGGGCCUGUAAUGCGGGUAGGUUUUGCCAACGCAAAGUUUGCUUUUUUGCUCACUCGCCGGAGGAGCUCCGCCCUGAGACCAAACUCAAGCUUCAUUUUGAUGCUCCCGUGGCGCGUGUGGCGCUGGCCGCACUUGAAUAUCCCGUGGAGAGAAAGAACGACGGCGUUUCGGAAAUUCCGGUGAAGGAGAUCAGCGACGGACUGGGAAAUGAACGGAGCUCUGAGUUGGAGGCGUCGGAAUUCGAGUUGCCGCACAUUGAAUGGAUAUCGGAAUUGUUGCAGUAAAUAAAUAAAUAUAUAAAUAAAUAAAGGCCUUUACAGGGUUGCUUUAUU